Molecule: messenger RNA, 3224 nt
Organism: Dreissena polymorpha
Lineage: Eukaryota; Metazoa; Mollusca; Bivalvia; Myida; Dreissenidae
Product: RNA-binding protein 28-like
Exons: 19
Coding region: 63-2552 (829 amino acids)
Molecular function (GO): RNA binding
Source: RefSeq, a predicted model, not a curated record
AAUCCCAUAUUCGGCUUACUGACGCACCUUAAACUGAAUGUAAACACUCACACGUGUAUAAAAUGUCGAAGGAAAGCAGGACGCUAUUCGUGCGAAAUCUGCCAUAUUCCAUUACACAGGAUCAACUAGCAAUCAAAUUUUCAGAUUAUGGUCCCAUCAAAGAUUGCUUCCUUGUAAACAAUAAAGAAACUGGAAAAAGCAGGGGGUUUGGUUAUAUCAAAUUUACAGAUUUGGAUGAUGCUAAAAAGGCCAAGGAGGCGAAAGUCCUCUUGGAAGGUCGAAAGGUGCUCAUAGACUUUGCAGACAUUACAAAGAAAAAGAAAUCUGAGAAAAAGCCUCGACCGGCUCCCGUGACAAAGACAGAACCUGUGGCCAAUGACCCUGGGGGGAAGGGAAGCCAAGAGGAGGAGGUGGAGGGGGAUGAAGGGACUGAUGAAGAGGACGAGACUGAAACUAAGGAGGGUAUUCCAGGGACGAAAUCCCCAAAGAUGAAGAAUGUCAAGUAUCACAAGGCCAAGAUAGUUGUACUGUCGGGGCUACCAGCGGGCAUGCAGCUUGACGAGCUGAACAAAUGUCUCGAGAAAAUGAGUGUUAAACAGCUAGCAGAAAGCCACUUGGUCAGUGCCAAUGUGGCUCAUCUCAAGUUCAAAUGCAUCCGGGACGCCAAGCGGGCUAUAAGAAAGCUGCACAAUCAUCCUUACAAAGACUGCAUGCUGCAAGCGGUGCAAAUGUCCCAGGAAAGACAGGCCGUGACACCUCAGGCAGGCACCAGAAGGUCAAGGGUCAUCGUGCGAAAUCUCUCCUUCAAAUGCGGUGAGGAUGGUUUGAGGAAGGCAUUUGAGCAGUGUGGGGAAAUCACGGACAUCAGCAUCCCCACGGGCGCUGAGGGCAAGCUGCUGGGGUUCGGCUUUGUACAAUUCAACACUAUGGAGGAGGCAAGCAAAGCUGUGGAGCAAAUGAAUACACAGAAAAUCAUGGGUCGUAGUGUUGCUGUGGACUGGGCCCUUCCGAAAGACAAGUAUGAGAGUGCAAAGAAGCAGCAAGAUGACAGUGACAAUGACUCUGAUGAGGGUUCUGUCAGUGCAAGGAGUGAUUCGUCUUCCAGUGAGCUGACAAAUACACACAUAAAGAUGGAGCAAUCUGAUGAUGAGGGGGUAUCAUCAGACGACAAUGAAGGGGAUGAAGAAAGCGAUGAUGGAGUGGAAGAAGAAGAUGAUGAUAAAUUGAAGAAGGAAGGUGACAAUGACGAUGAAGAUUAUGAUGAUGAAGAAGAUGAAGAUGAUCAGGGAGACAGUGAAGAGGAUGAAGAUGAUGCCACUAAAAACAAUAAGAAAGCAAUAAAGAAGCAAUCUUUUCAAGGCCGUACUGACACCAAUGAUGGUUGCACCCUCUUUAUAAGGAAUCUUUCCUUUGAUACCAUGGAGGAAGGCAUGCUGGAGUUCUUUGAGAAGUUUGGGCAGCUCAAGUAUGCCAAGGUGGUCAUCAACCAGCAGACAGAGUUCUCCAAAGGUAUGGGGUUUGUGAGGUUCGUCUCCAAGGACUCAGCGGACCACUGCCUGCGCGAGGGAGAGGCCGGGAACCUGACCCUGGACGGACGCCAGUUGAACAUCACGCUGGCCGUGUCAAGGGAGAAGGCGGCCGACUUUCAGGAGAAGAAAGAUAAGGAGAAGAAAGACAAUAGAAACUUGUACCUGGCUCGGGAAGGAAUGAUCCGACCUGGGACCCAGGCAGCCGAAGGGCUUACUAAACAGGACCUCGAAAAACGCAUGAAGGUGGAUGAAGUGAAGAGACAGAAAUUGAAGAACAUCAACAUCUUCAUCUCACCUCUGCGUCUCUGCGUACGUAACAUUCCACCAACUGUGGACGAGCAGUCACUACGCAAGAUCUUCAAGGACGCUGCUGGCGACCCCAAGGCUCUUAUUUUGGAGUGCCGUAUAAUGAGGGACAGAGCCAGGUUGAACUCAGAAGGCAGGGGCAAGUCACUUGGGUUUGCCUUCAUCAGUUUUGGGGAGCAUCAGCACGCACUCUCCGCCCUCAGACAUACAAAUAACAAUCCAGAGAUUUUUGGAGAGAAAAAGCGUCUGAUUGUGGAGUUCUCAUUAGAAAACAGGAAGGCUCUUGAAGUUCAGGCCAAAAGGAAAGAAAAGAUCCAGUCAAAGCAACAAUACCAAGAGGCGGUUAAAUCAGCUCAACAACAGCCAGCGAAGAAACAGUUUGGGAACUCCAAGAAGUCUCCUAGCCUUCCACUGAUUCAACUGUCGGAGAAAGACAAGCAGAUGAGGCCAAAUAAGGCACCAAAAGGUCUGCCAUCUCACUGGGGCCCAAAGGUUCGCCACAAGUCCCGUAACCCUGGUGGACCACAGGGGAAAAAGGCCAAGGAUAAGGGGUUUAAAAAGGGCCAGCAACUGAAGCGACCUGCCCAAUCACACGAACAGGGACCAAAGCAAAAGAAACAAAGACGUGAGGUUUAUGAUGAUUUCGACAAGAUGGUCAACAAGUACAAGAAUAGUUUUAUGGCAAAGAAAUCAGCAUCGUCUAAGUGGUUUGAGUGAAUUACACAAAAUCAAUUGAUAUUUGCAAGUGGUUUGAGUUUCAGGAUCAGCUGCUCUUUUCAUGAGUGACUUCGAGAUCAGUUGUUUUGUCCAAAUGCUUUUACUGACUUUUCCUGAUCAGUUGUUUGUCAAAGUGAUUUGAGUGACUAUUUAGGAUCAGUUGCUUUGUCAAAGUGGUUUGAGUGACUUUUUGGGAUAAGUUGCUUUGUCGAAGUAUUAUGAGUGACUUUGCAAGGAUCAGUUUCUCUGUCAGAGCGGAUUGAAUGACUUAUUUGAUCAGUUUCUCUGUCAAGGUGGUUUGAGUGACAUUCCAAGGAUCAGUUAUUCUUUUAUCCGGAUCAGUCACGCUGUCAAUAUUACUAGAACUUUAAGAGACAUUACAACUGACCUUACAACAUAAAGGUGACCGUCAACGAUUUGAGUUACUGCUUUUCUUGACAACAACCUGUCAGCAUAGAUGACAAAGACUGGCUUUUAAUUGAUGACACUUCUUUAAAAUAAUAGAAAUUGGACUUUUGUGUUGAAAUGCUUUGAAAUCUUUCGGGCAUGUUAUCCUUAUUUAAUCAUCUGAGAAAUAGAUGUUUUGUGUUACUGGACAUUUCCUGUCUGUUUUUUCUUUCUGUAAGAAGCUUUUUUAUUGGAUAUGUUACAUAAUAAAGAUUAAGAAAUAUU